AUGCCAGUCAUUGACGAGUUUGAACAAGCUACAAACGUCGGAUCUGAUAAGUACGGAAGCAUCAUGAACAUGGCUCAACUUCUGAGAUAUUCCGCUAGCAAUGAUCUUUCGACGACUAUGCAAAAGCAAUUGGAGCAACUAGCUCAAUUCUCACCACAGUUAUUUGGAACACAAGCAUCUAACGUCACUCCGUUUACAAGCAACUUCGCCAUCGCGGCAUUAACAAAACCUGAUCCAGAAGAUCAUGCUAAAGAUCAGGAUGAUCGCAAACCAACUACACCAUCACCAGUGCCAGGUUUCUUUACAGUUGCUCACGAUUCUACUCCAUCCGUUUCGGCUGAUCGUGAAUCAACUCCUGAACCAGGAUGCGCUAGUCCAGAUGACGAAAAUGGAAAGAGGAAACAGAGAAGAUAUCGAACGACGUUCAGUGCUUAUCAAUUGGAUGAAUUGGAAAAAGUCUUUCGAAACACUCAUUAUCCCGAUGUAUUCACCAGGGAAGAUCUAGCAUCGCGUGUACAAUUGACCGAAGCUCGAGUUCAGGUUUGGUUCCAAAAUCGCCGAGCUAAAUAUCGUAAGCAAGAGCGUUCAAGUAAUCAUCAUCCUUAUUCACAUCCUAGUCUUAUUCCUGGAGGAAGCACUCUCCAAGAUGCUCUUCAUCCAUUGAACCUUGUUAACCAAGAUUUGGUCAUGGCUAUGACCCAACAUGCAGCCAAUGCUGCAUUAGCUGCAGAAACUAUGAACCUCAUGAAUCCCGGAGUUAGUGCCUUAGCUGCUGCAGCAAGGCGAUCACAAUCUCCACCCAGAUCCACUGCCACUUCCUCAGCCUCUACAACGGCUACUUCAGCUGCCUCAAUGAUUCCUCCAGUUUUACCUUUCAAUCUUGCCGAUACUAGUGCCUUGUCAAUGAUGAUCAUGCAACAACCAACUUUAAUGUACAUGCAACAAUGGGCUAAAGCUAUGGAAGCUAUAAAGCAACAAUCAGCUCCUACUAGUAAUUCCAGCCCUGUAUCACCGCAACAGGAGACCCCAACCAGUCCGAGCAAUAAUGGCUCACCUGUUAAUAACUUUUCCGAUUUAACAAGUUUAAUCAAGAAAGAUUGA
Auanema sp. JU1783 is the source of this 1101-nucleotide messenger RNA. The record is from the annotation of a GenBank genome assembly. Lineage: Eukaryota; Metazoa; Nematoda; Chromadorea; Rhabditida; Rhabditidae.